GAGACAACAUGAUUACGCGCCGCUCUGGGCUCAAGGAAUCCAACAAUGCGCCAACUCUCCAGAGCAUAAAGAGACAUCGGCCAAGGUCUAUUUCGAGUGGAGUAUCCUGGUUGGUUAUAAGCUAAAAGCUAUCCCUCCGGUUUCGCCGGAGCCACUUUCCAGCCAUUCCCUGGGUUUUCUUUCGAGGAUUACGCUCUAAUCAAUUUGAUGAUGGACAAAGAUGACGAGACAGCACCCAUGAAAGCUCACAAGGCUGCAGUUCAGGUAAUUGCCAGACAGGUCCAGGGCUUCAGGUCGAGGAAUGAAAAGUUCAGAAUAUUCCACGGCUCGACCAACAGCACCAGGCCAGCACAUGGGAACAAGACCGUCGACAUCAGCCCCCUGAACAAUGUCAUCAAGGUCGACACAACCUCCAAGACGGCCUUGGUAGAGCCCAACGUGCCCAUGGACAAGUUGGUAGCGUCGACCUUUGAGCACGGCCUGGUGCCGCCCGUCGUCAUGGAGUUCCCCGGCAUAACCGUCGGCGGAGGAUAUUCCGGCUCUGCGGGCGAGAGCAGCUCCUUUCGGUACGGCUACUUUGACCAGUCGGUGAACUGGGUAGAGAUGGUCCUUGGCACCGGUGAGGUAGUACGGGCAUCAGCCACCGAGAAUCCAGAUCUGUUCAAAGGGGCUGCAGGAGCAAUGGGCACUCUUGGAAUCACAACUCUGGUUGAGCUGCAACUCCUGCCAGCCAAGCGUUUUGUCAAGACCACCUAUCACAAAACGAGGUCGGUGGCAGAAGCCAUAGCCGUGGUUCAACGGGAGACGGCCAACCAAAGCAACGACUACGUCGACGCCAUCCUGUUCUCCAAAACCCACGGAGCAGUCAUCAGCGGGGAAAUGACAGACGCAAAACCAAAAGAGACCCAAGCAUGCUCUUUCAGCCGCCCCUGGGACCCAUGGUACUACCUGCACGUCGAGCAACGGACAACAUCAGACCCCGAAGCUGAAAUGGUCGACUACAUCCCACUCCCCGAAUACCUCUUCCGCUACGACCGGGGCGGCUUCUGGGUCGGGCUCGAAGCCUUCCGCUACUUCCCGUUUGUGCCCUUCAACCGCCUGACGCGCUGGUUCCUCGACGACUUUAUGCACACACGCAUGCUGUACCGGGCGCUGCAGAGCACGAACCGCUCCUUUGGCUUCCUGGUGCAGGACCUGUUGCUGCCGUACUCGACUGCCGAGGCCUUCAUCGACUACUCGGUCGAGGAGCUAGACGUUUGGCCGCUGUGGCUGUGCCCGCUGCGCGCGAUGCGGGGACCGUCGUUCCAUCCUUCCACCACACAGCCUGGACCAUCGGCAGAUCCGAAGCCGAUGCUCAACAUUGGGCUGUGGGGACGCGGGGCGCAGGAUUUGGAUGAGUUCGUGGCGCAGAACAGGAGAUUGGAAGAGCGCUUGGGUGAGCUGGGCGGGCGCAAGGUGCUUUAUUCGCAUGCCUACUACACCGAGGGAGAGUUUUGGUCAUUGUACGAUAGGAAAUGGUACGAAGAGCUGCGGGAAAGAUAUGGUGCUAUGGACUUGCCGUCGGUCUACGACAAGAUAAGAAUCGACGCAAAGACGAGUUCCGGGGGUCAUCGCCCGGGCGAAAGUGGCUGGUGGGCACGGUUCUGGUCCAUGUGGCCAGUUGCUGGUCUGGUGGGAAUCCGCUCGGCCAUACGCAGUGGUGACUAUCUGCAUCAUCGGAGGCCUAUCUGGAGACAUUCUCUUGGUAGUCCUGUCAAGGAUAAGGGGUAGAAGUAUACCUAGCUUGAAAACAGUGUUAGU
Pyricularia oryzae 70-15 is the source of this 1800-nucleotide messenger RNA. Its product is annotated as FAD binding domain-containing protein. Gene Ontology annotation, cellular component: membrane; cytoplasm. Gene Ontology annotation, biological process: steroid metabolic process. The record is from RefSeq and is a predicted model, not a curated record. The transcript has a single exon. Lineage: Eukaryota; Fungi; Ascomycota; Sordariomycetes; Magnaporthales; Pyriculariaceae. Gene Ontology annotation, molecular function: FAD binding; Delta24(24-1) sterol reductase activity. The coding region runs from base 208 to 1770 and encodes 520 amino acids.